Molecule: messenger RNA, 2146 nt
Organism: Syngnathoides biaculeatus (alligator pipefish)
Lineage: Eukaryota; Metazoa; Chordata; Actinopteri; Syngnathiformes; Syngnathidae
Gene: shdb
Product: Src homology 2 domain containing transforming protein D, b
Exons: 7
Coding region: 504-1682 (392 amino acids)
Molecular function (GO): phosphotyrosine residue binding
Source: RefSeq, a predicted model, not a curated record
CAUGAGGAUAAAUAAUGCACAUGCACGUCGCGUGUUCGUGCGAGCUGCUUUCCCCUCUGUUUACUCCACCGCGUGUCCUCCCGGCGUUAUAUUUUUAGAGGAAGCUCUCCAUGUUUGCCGAUAUUUAAAUGAAUGAACGCUCCGGUGCGCGUGGAAGGAAAGCGCCGCAGAUAAUAGGACGGAGUGAAGCGCCUCCCCUUUAAACGCUUUGACUUUCUCUUUAUCUCCGAGCUCCGCGCACUCGCUCCCCACUCACUUGGACCUUUGCCUUCGCUCCUUGCAGGAUCCCCCGCUGCAUGUAUACACCCCCUCACGCUCGGAUCAUUGUUUCUGUUUUUUUUUUUCUCCCCUCCCCAACCCGAUUUUGACUCAAACGCGUGGAAGUUGUUUCGUGGGCGGAGACGAGGGAAGACGGAAUGAAGCGUGCAAAGUGGCUGAGGGGCUGAGCACAUAAACACGCACACACUGGCCGCGCCGUACUGAGGAUUGGAAGAAGAGCCGCUAUGGCCAAGUGGCUCAAAGACUACCUGAGUUUCGGCAGCAGAAAAGUCCCUCCGCAGCCUCCCACGCCGGACUACACCGAAAGCGAGAUCCUAAAAGCCUAUCGCCUCCAAAGGGAGUUGGACUUUGAAGAUCCGUACGAGGAUUCAGAAAACAGACACAGGGCUGAAUCCUCGGAGCCCGCCACCCCCGUGUACGGCUCACCCAUGAAGUCCUCGAGCACUGAUGUGAAAUCUCCCAAACACAGACUCAUCAAAGUGGACUCCCAAGACCUGGGGCGCACCAAGAUCCUGCUCAGUGCCAUUUCUUUAGAUGACCAGCAAGAACCUGCUGUGCCGUCUGCUCCUCUGGCAGGGGAGACUGAUUAUUCAGACCCAUUUGAUGUUCGAUUGGGCCAUCGACCAGAACCAGAUGCAAGACCAGUUCCUGCUGAGAACAAUGGCUACAUGGAACCUUAUGAGGCCCAGCGAGUCAUAACAGAGCUACAGCGUGGUCCGGGAGGAGGACGGGCACGGGGCGCGUUGCAGCUGUAUGACACCCCUUAUGAAGAUGGGCGAGCCCAACGUCCAGGCUUCAUGUCUGGAGAAGCACAGGAGGAGGGCAAGGAGGGCAGCAGGCUGCCCCAAGAUGACGAGAGGCCGGCGGAUGAGUAUGACCAACCCUGGGAAUGGAAGAAAGAUCACAUCUCCAAAGCUUUUGCAGUCCAGUUCGACGGGCCCGAAUGGGAUCGCUCAUCACCUACUGAGCGCUUGCGUCCUCCGGGCCCCCGGUCCAGCCCGCUGGUGGGCGGGGCGGUGAAAUUUCGAAUGCCCCAGGAGGGCCUCACCAUGGUGGGAGAGAGGGUGGACCCCGCACAGCCUUUGGAGAAACAAGUGUGGUAUCACGGUUCACUUUCUCGGUCCGAAGCGGAGUCGCUGCUCACAUUGAGUAAAGAGUGUAGCUACCUGGUGAGGAACAGUCAGACCAAUCGAUGUGACUAUUCGCUGUCUCUACGGAGCUGCCAGGGCUUCAUGCACAUCAAGUUUACGCAGUGCAAGGACGCCAAGUACGUGCUGGGACACAACAGCCCGGCGUUCGACUCCAUCCCCGAGCUGGUGCACUUCUACACCACGCACAAGCUCCCCAUCCGUGGUGCUGAGCACCUGUCGCUGCUCUUCCCCGUACUGGUGCAGACUCUCUGACUUUUCAAAGUUUUUGUUGAGAAACUUCCAGCUCAUUCGUUCAGGUUAUUUUUGGACGACUGGACCUUUCACCGCUGUUCUACUUGUGCCAAGCGUCACUAAAAUCCAAGGCGAUGGAUUCGCAGAGAAGGCAGUACAUGAUCUCCUUUCUCUCCCUCUCGCUGUCAUAUCUGCGCUGAACCAAGGUUGACGGACUUCAGGACAUCAUAAAUUCUCAUUUUCUCUUUUUUUCUUCUUCUUCUUCUUUUUCGGCCACGUGUCUGUCAGAGCUGAGGAAGUCAGUUGCACCUCAAGAGAAAGUCAGGAUUUGCCAAUGUUCUGUUUGGGGAAGGCUGACCAAAGAUUGAGAUUCAAUUCAAUUACUGCUGUUUAUCCUAAAAAAAAAUCCUCAUUAACACUUGGUAAAUAUUCCUCUUGUCAGAUUUUUCACAUUUGUAUUAGGAUCAAUAAAUGGAACCAUAGAG